AUGCAAGGAAGACUCCCCCAGAUGCAACCGACCGUUGUCCUCCUUCGAGAGGGUACGGAUACUUCUCAAGGUUUAGGUCAACUUUUGUCCAACAUCUCAGCAUGUCUUGCCGUAGCUCAAACUAUUGCUACUACGCUUGGACCCCGAGGUAUGGACAAAUUGAUUGUCGAUGACAGAGGACUUGCUACCAUAUCAAAUGACGGAGCUACCAUUCUUAAACUCCUUGAUGUCGUUCACCCUGCCGCUAGAACUUUAGUAGAUAUCGCUCGGGCACAAGAUGCCGAAGUCGGAGAUGGUACAACCAGUGUGACUCUACUCGCUGCUGAGAUAUUGAAGGAGGUAAGGCCUUUCCUUGAGGAAGGUGUAGGACCCCAUGUCAUUAUUAAGGGAUUGAGGGAGGCUAAGACUUUGGCUAUCAAACGAAUCAACGAGAUUGCUGUAACGAUAGACAAAUCAAAUCCAGAGAAAUUCCGUGAACUCCUUAUUCAGUGUGCUUCUACUUCCAUGUCAUCCAAAUUGAUCCAUUCUCAAACCCCAUUCUUCUCCAACAUGGUGGUUGACGCUGUCCUUUCUCUCGACCAAAACGAUCUCGACGAAUCACUCAUUGGCGUAAAGAAAGUUCCCGGUGGAGGUAUGCAAGAUUCGCAAUUGAUCAGAGGGGUAGCUUUCAAGAAAACAUUCUCUUAUGCUGGAUUCGAGCAACAACCUAAAUCGUUCAAAGAUCCCAAGAUCUUAUGUCUUAACGUAGAAUUGGAAUUGAAAGCAGAGAAAGAUAAUGCUGAAGUUAGAGUGAACGAAGUAUCAGAAUAUCAAGCUAUCGUGGACGCUGAAUGGUCAAUCAUUUACCGAAAAUUAGAAGCUAUAGUAGACACAGGUGCAAAAGUUGUUUUAUCGAAAUUGCCAAUUGGCGAUUUAGCUACUCAAUAUUUCGCUGAUAGAGAUAUCUUCUGUGCUGGAAGAGUUACUGCUGGAGAUCUGAAAAGAGUGGUUCAAGCUGUUGGAGGAUCAAUUCAAUCAACUUGCUCCGAUAUCGAACCUCAUCAUUUAGGUCAAUGCGGUACUUUUGAAGAAAGUCAGAUCGGUGGUGAAAGAUUCAACUUGUUCCAAGAUUGCACAAAGUCCAAAACAUGUACUUUGAUCUUGAGAGGUGGUGCCGAACAAUUCAUCGCUGAAGUAGAAAGAAGUUUACACGAUUCGAUCAUGAUUGUGAAGAGAGCAAUUCAAAACAACAGCGUAGUAGCUGGUGGUGGAGCUUGCGAGAUGGAAAUUUCUAAAUUCCUCCGAGGACACUCCAGAACAAUUAUGGGUAAACAACAACUUAUAGUUGGAGCUGUAGCCAAAGCACUUGAAAUCAUACCUCGACAAAUUUGUGAUAACGCGGGUCUUGACGCUACCGACAUAUUGAACAAAUUGAGGAUGAGACAUGCUCAGGAAGAUCUGUGGGCUGGUGUAGAUGUCGAUUCGGAGAACGUACAAGACAACAUGAAGAGAUUUGUUUGGGAACCUGCUUUGGUCAAAACCAAUGCUUUAUCAAGUGCUAUAGAUGCCGCUUGUUUGAUCUUAAGUGUAGAUGAAACAGUUCGAAAUCCACAAUCCGAAGCACCUCAAGCUGGUCCACCUAUGCCUAGAGGAGCAGCUCAACAAGCAUUAAGAGGAGGAAGAGGAAGAGGUAUGCCCAGACGAUAG
Messenger RNA from Kwoniella shivajii, 1686 nucleotides. RefSeq names its product T-complex protein 1, eta subunit. The record is from RefSeq and is a predicted model, not a curated record. NCBI's taxonomy places the organism in Eukaryota, Fungi, Basidiomycota, Tremellomycetes, Tremellales, Cryptococcaceae. Bases 1 to 1686 code for a protein of 561 amino acids. The transcript has 9 exons. Gene Ontology annotation, molecular function: ATP-dependent protein folding chaperone; ATP hydrolysis activity; ATP binding. Gene Ontology annotation, biological process: protein folding. Gene Ontology annotation, cellular component: chaperonin-containing T-complex.